GGUCUAUCUGCCGAGGACUACCGCCGAGUGAUGACCGUGGUGGAGAACGCCAUCCUCAGCACCGACAUGGCCAUGUACUUCAAGAAGAAGAACUCCUUCCUCGAACUCUCCGACAACGGCGAGUUCGACUGGCAGAGCGAAGAGAAGAAACAGCUGUUGUGCGGCAUGAUGAUGACGGCCUGUGACGUGUCGGCCAUCGCCAAGCCGUGGGAGGUGCAGCACAAGACUGCCAAGCUGGUCGCUGAUGAGUUCUUCGAGCAGGGGGACCUGGAGCGCCUCCAGCUGAAUGAGCAGCCUAUGGCGAUGAUGGACAGAGAGAAGAAGGAUGAGCUACCCAAGAUGCAGGUCGGCUUCAUUGAGGUCAUUUGCCUUCCACUCUAUAAGGCACUCUCGGAGUCGUUCCCCUGGGUCAAGCCCCUCCUGGACGGCUGCAGGAGGAACCUGGAGCAGUGGAAGAGGCUGGCCGAGCAGGUGGACAUGGGACUCACCUGGAUCGACCACGAGUUUAUUGAGAAGCCGGUGGAGAGGAACAAGUUGGAAGUUAUCAGCAAGAUCACUCUCAACCCCAAGCCACCGCCUGCUCUACCCACUUCCCCAUCACCUCCUAAGGCUGAGAGCGAGCGAGGGCGCGGGCGUCUCGGGCUGAGUUCGGCGCUGAAGGGGGCGAGGGCGCUCAAGGGCGCGGGGAAGAGACGGUCGGUGGAGAAGCGGAUGGAUAGAGUGAUGGACUCCUCCACGGACCAACGACCGGCCCGCAUGUCUCCCAUGGGUGAAGGGCCGCUACCGUCUUCCUCUUCCUUCUCUGCUCCAGUCUCUCGCCAGGAGUCCCAGGAGAGCACAGGGCGAGGGCGACCACAGGGCAAGACUUGUAACAAACUACGGAGCAGACUCUGUGUCCUCCUGUGACCUCGCUCGAGAUACUUGUCGUCCAGAUGACCUAGCCAGGCCCCGGGGAGCCUGUUCGCACCAUGGACCUGAUCUGUGGAUCAGACAACACUCUGGUACUAACCCGUGGACUUGGCCACAUCCUGGGCUUGACCUGUGUGAAUCCUGACCACACACCCUUCAUCUGGCCCGUGGAGCUACUACCCACGGCCUUGAACUGACCCGAGGCCUUGAUCCCUUGGAAGCAAUCAAACGACCUGGAAACAUGAUCAAGCCUUCGAGCUGAGAAGCGGACUCCACCAAACUCCUGUAACUCAGGAGACCUAACCACGCCAUGGCAUUUAGUAUGGCUACGCCAUGGAACUGAUUUGACGACCAAUUGACCUUAAGUCACAGUGGAACAGUCCCGAGGACCUGGUUUCACACACACAGACGUGCUCAGCUAAUACGCAUCGCUCGGGGGUCAGGACCUGUGCCGCUCGACCUGGUCUCUUCACCAGUGUUCUAAACCAGUGAUAGUAGCAUUAGUAAGCAAUAUAGCAUUAAGCGUAGACGCGUCACCAGACAAGAGAGCUAGAGGUAACGUUGUAUCGGUGUUCUCUAAUGAUGUAUGGUCUCUAGCCGUGGUUUCUUGAACUUUCUUCCUUUGAUUUCGUUGUUUUUGUUGUGUUCUGCGUAGCAAUAAUAGAUCGUACUUCCUGUGCGGGGAUUCCCCCCCAAGUGAAGGAAGCCACAGGAUGGAAAGAAGGGCGAGUCCUUUGCUAUAUUACAAAAGUCCGUCCUCCUAAGAUUUACUGACUAACCUGUGGAUGGCGGACCCUUAUAACGUGUGAUUUACUACAAUGACGUGCGCUAAAAAAUAACCAGGAUACUACGAGAAUCAAAAACUCCAUAUACCUCUAAAACAACCCCCCACGAAGGAAAUCCAAUGGUAGGAAAUACUGAAGCUGUGCUAUGAGUAACUGUUGUGUAGGUGGUGUCCACGGGCUCACUAUAACCUGUGCUACGUGGAAAGUCUGUUCAGAGUAACUGAAUCAAAAACAACAACAAUGUAGGUGGUGUCAGUGGCGAUCAACUUGUACGGCCUUAGUCGCCGUACAAUUUCGUGAAGUCUUCUCUCACACAUUCGUGCUUGGGGUUGAAAUCCAGGUGGAAAGUCAGUCCAACUAGAAAGAGAGACUUCGAUUGCCAAGUACUUCAAAAUCAUAAAGUGAUAUUACCAGAAUGCUGUUGGAGACGUGAGAGGUACAUUUCCUAGAAUCUAUUUUUGUUUGGGCGGGGGAUGAAAAUGUAGAAAGUACUUCUACUUUAUUUUUUGUAGAUGUGAAAGAGGUAAAAUCAGGGCGAUUAAUGUGAUUUUCAUCAUCGUUCAGCUGAAGGAAAAAAAACACUAGAUGCAACAAAAUAAACAAAUAGAUGUCUGCAAAAAUUCAAUGUGAAUUCAUAAAUUUAUUUCCUUUAGAUGACUGAUGUUUUAAAAGAAAAAGUUACAAAAUAUAUUUGUGUUUUCCGUUCUUUUCUCAGAGGGGUGGCAAAUGACCCCCCAUGUAGGAGAACUUCACCAUGUAGGUUCUUGAAUAUGCUCGUAAGUGGCUUACGAGGUCGUAAGGGACGGCUUGCAGAGCCGCCUUGGAGAUCUCUUUAAGUUAGCAAGAUCAAGGUCCGUGUCGUCUGUUAUUUUCCCCCCCACUACGGGCUCACCAUAGCCCGUGCUACUUGGAACUGUUUGUUCCAAGUAGCGAAUCUUUAACAACAACCCCACAUCUGCGGAGACAUCAAGACAUCUGUCUUGAAUCCUUGAGUGCCAAAACAAACACACACACACACACACACACACACACACACACACACACACACACACACACACACACACACACACACACACACACACACACACACACACACACA
This is a messenger RNA of Procambarus clarkii (red swamp crayfish), 2793 nucleotides long. The record is from RefSeq and is a predicted model, not a curated record. NCBI's taxonomy places the organism in Eukaryota, Metazoa, Arthropoda, Malacostraca, Decapoda, Cambaridae.